Pelodiscus sinensis (Chinese soft-shelled turtle) is the source of this 5236-nucleotide messenger RNA. The record is from RefSeq and is a predicted model, not a curated record. NCBI's taxonomy places the organism in Eukaryota, Metazoa, Chordata, Testudines, Trionychidae.
GUCCCAAAGCGAAGCCGCUCGGGCCGGGGGGGGGUCUCUGCGGGGUGGCGGCCCUGCCAGCUCCGGCGCGGGGUUUGUCCAAGCGACUGACAGGGGGCGUCUCUCUCCUCCCUUUCCUCUCCGCAAGUUGGAGCCCGGGCGUGUGCAGCGAGCGGCGGGCGCGGGGGCAUGAACCUGGAGGGCAGCGAGUGCGGGAUGAGCUCGGUGAGCUGCGGCAACGGGAAGCUCCGCCAGUGGCUGAUUGACCAGAUCGACAGCGGCAAGUACCCGGGCCUGGUGUGGGAGAACGAGGAGAAGAGCAUCUUCCGCAUCCCCUGGAAGCACGCCGGCAAGCAGGACUACAACCGCGAGGAGGAUGCCGCCCUCUUCAAGGCUUGGGCUCUGUUUAAAGGAAAGUUCAGAGAGGGCAUUGAUAAACCAGAUCCCCCAACUUGGAAGACAAGGCUCCGGUGUGCUUUGAAUAAGAGCAAUGACUUUGAAGAACUGGUUGAGAGAAGCCAGCUGGAUAUUUCUGAUCCAUAUAAAGUAUACCGAAUAGUGCCAGAAGGAGCUAAAAAAGGGGCAAAGCAACUCAGCCUAGAGGAUCAACAGAUAAUGAUGAACCAUCCCUACACAAUGACUUCUCCUUAUACUUCACUACAGGCUCAGGUGUCAAACUACAUGGUACCUCAUGAACGUAACUGGAGAGAUUUUGCCCCAGAACAGCCACACCCUGACAUCCCUUACCAGUGCCCAAGUGUUCCUUUUGCAGCUCGCAGUCACCAUUGGCAAGGUCCUGGUUGUGAAAAUGGUUGUCAGGUGACUGGAACCUUUUAUGCUUGUGCACCAUCUGAGUCACAGACUCCUGGGAUCCCAAUAGAGCCAAGCAUAAGGUCUGGUGAAGCUCUUGCACUAUCAGACUGUCGACUGCACAUCUGUCUAUAUUACCGUGAAAUACUGGUGAAAGAGACAACGACUUCAAGUCCUGAAGGCUGUAGAAUAUCUCAUGCCCAAAGUUAUGAAGUCAGCAGCUUGGAUCAAGUUAUCUUCCCUUAUCCUGAAGAUAACGGCCAGAGGAAAAACAUAGAAAAACUACUGAGCCAUUUGGAACGAGGAGUAAUACUCUGGAUGGCACCUGAUGGGCUUUAUGCUAAGAGACUUUGUCAAAGCAGGAUCUACUGGGAUGGACCUCUGGCAUUAUGCAGUGACAGGCCAAAUAAACUGGAAAGGGAGCAGACGUGCAAACUUUUUGAUACUCAGCAGUUUUUAGCAGAACUGCAAGCUUUUGCCCACCAUGGACGUCCAUUGCCUAGAUUCCAGGUUGCUCUGUGUUUUGGAGAGGAAUUUCCAGACCCACAAAGGCAAAGGAAGCUAAUUACAGCCCACGUUGAGCCAGUGUUUGCAAGGCAGCUGUACUACUUUGCUCAACAAAACAGUGGACAUUUUCUGAGAGGCUAUGACUUACCAGAACAUGUCACUAGUCCAGAGGACUACCACAGAGCUAUUCGCCAUUCCUCCAUCCAAGAAUAAUCUCCUCAGAAGGAGCGUGUUUAAAGCUAUGUAAAGAUGAUACAUAUUGGAAGAACAGAACUGGAUUACAUUUUGGGGAUGCAAAUCACAACUGGAUUUAUCCAGGAAAAUAAAGUCUGAGAGAUUGGAAAAUGAACUAGACAAGAAUAUUGUACAAUAGAAACAAUGGGUCUUCAGGAUUUGGACGGUACAUCUCACAUAGAUUCUGCGGUUACUGGGGAUAACUGUGAAAACUGACAAAAUGUUUGAUAUGUUUACAUUGUUUAAACAUUCUCCAUGGUUUGAGGAUGACUUCUUACUGAAGACUUAAAUUCAAAGUUUACAAUGUUAAAUUUGCAGAGCUAUUUAUUUGUGAUUACAAAUCUCAGGGCGGAGAAGUAUAUUAGCAGUAUUCCCAGCACAAAGCUGUAGCUACUGUGGGAAAGAUAGCACACAAGUGGCCUAGGAAUCCAUAAAUAUUAUGUUGUGAAUAGCUACAUAUGUAAAUGGUUAAGAAUUUAGAUUAAGUGUGGUAAACUUUUUAUGCCUAUAUUCUUCUAUGAAAGUUUCAGUGUUAAUUUUUUUAAAAAAAUCCAAUUCUAAUGAGAUAUAUAUUUUUAAUGCCUGACAUUUCUCUUCACAGGACAUUUUGUUGCGAUCAUUGCUGUUUGUGGAUUGAUACCCAUAAUAGCACUUAGAAGAGUUGUCUAGAAUGGUGUAUUUGGGGUAGUAUAUUUUGAAGCGUGACCAUUUAACAUUACAGAGUCAGCAAUCAACUGAUGUUUUUUGCUAACAAUCUCUAGAACGGGGAGUUUUUGCUGUCUGUGUUGCAGGUGGGACCAUUGACUCGAAUGCUAGAGCCUAGAAUAAAACAGGUUUUUGAGGAAACAAAGCUUUGUAACCUUUGAUAAUUAUUCUUUCAUAAGUGAUUAUUUUGGAUGGGCAUUCUCAGUGGCACAUGUAUGUAACAUGUAAUAGAUUUCCAAAGUACAUUUGUACAGAUAUGGUAAAUAUUCACAAAAAAAGUUGUUGUCUUACAAAAGGUCAAAUUCUGCUCUUGGAUGUGCACUCUUUCUUGUGUACAGACGUCAGUGGGCAACAGGUGUCCGAAGAAGAGCAGACUUUGGCUCACAGUAUUAGUAGGGUUGGGAAUAUUUAUCCUAGCUUUUGUUUUAAAAAGUUUAAAAAAGUGUAAUUUCAGGAGAUUUACAACUCUUAAUGCUGGGUUGUUGAUUAUUUGCUUGCAUAUGCAAAUGAACAUGAAACUCUUUUGUAUGGCAAAGAGAGAGAGAGAGAUCUGUCAUAUUCAAAUGUAUGUGCAUGUACAAGUGAAAUUCUAAAGCCAGUUAUGCAGCAGGCCAGACUAGAUGAUCAUAAUGGUCUGUUCUGGCCUUAAAAAUCUGUGAAUUUAUAUUUCUCAUGCCAGAAAAAUCCUCUCCACAGUUAGAAAUACUCUUUGCUUGAAUUUCUAGCUAGUACAAAAUCGUAUAUGGUCUGACAGCAGACUCGCAUUCUAGGGCACCUAAAUUUAUACAUCUUAAAGAUGCAUACUAUUUUGGGAUAUAAUAUCCCUCUUUUUUUUUCUUCUCCCCUCCCCAUAAAGCCAGUUUAUAAAUUCAUUAGGUUUUGAUGUUCUUUAUUUCUUGAAAUGUAUUCUCUGAUUUAUAUAUUGUUAGGAGAAUACUCUGUCCCAGAGACAUUAAAAGUUCUGCUUUAGUCAGCCUCCAACCCUUUUUUUCAAUUUGCACACAUCUAUGUUUAUUUUAGUCCAAUGAAGCAUGCCUAGCUUCAGUUGAUAUCAACUAGACUUCUGUGUGCAGGAUUGCAGAAAUGAAUUGUUAUACAGUAUUUGAUGUGGUUUUAACUUUUCCUAAUAGUCAUUGCUUUCCUUGCUAAGUAUAUCAACUCUCACCUCAGAAUCAAGCUAUGGACUCCACCUGGUCAAUUUGGUAGACCAGAUGGGUUGUUUUCUGAGGUAGGUUAGUUCUUAGAGAUCUGCUCCUGCAUUAACAUCUCAGGCGAGCAAGAGAGCCAGUUAAGUAAGUGUGAGGUUUGUUUAUGUAAAGGUUGCAGGAACAGACCACAACAAAGGGAGUUUGAAAUAUGAAAAUAUUCAGUAUGUUGAUUCACUUAACAAAACAUUGAAAAAUACACGUUUUUUCCUUGCUGAAUUGUAGUCAUUGUAAGGAAUACAAAUAACUGAGGGCCAGAUUCUGCUAUUGGAUGCCUGGGCCUCCCAUGGAUUUCAGAAUUUGGAUCUUGAUGUCUUCUAUGGCUUAUGUGAAAUCUGGAUUCUUAAAAUGAAGGCAUAGUGAUGAUGAUGAUGAAUGUUUUCAGUACCACUACACAUUUUGUUCAGUUCAUCAAGUGUGACUUGUAAUAUGCUAUUUUUCAGGAUUAUAUUACUAAAUUCCCUAGGAGAAAAUAAGAGGUUGAAAGUUAGUGAUAUUGGCCCUUGACCCUGCUCCCAUGGAAAUCAAUAGUGAAAGUCCCAUUGAUCUUCAGUGGGAAUCAGAUGAUGCCUUGCAGGAGCAAAGAAUGGAACGGACUGUUAAGUGAUCAGUUUUAAUCCUUCCGGCACGUGAAGGGAGUUUCAGAUUGUUCCCUCAAGAGUAUAAAGACCACAGCUUCAUAAGCUUACAUGUUUUAGAAUAAAGGCUACAGAAACACUGAAAGUUUGGGGGUUACAAAUUACAUUUAUUUUUUGCUUGUAGAUAUUUUAGGAUAGUUUACUGUUAUGUUAGUCUGAAACCUGAUUGUAUUGAACUACUUGUUGUUUUGGAAUGUGAUACCUUCCAGGAAAGCAGGGAAUUGCAAGUAUAUAAUAAGGCAGCUUCUCAAAAUGUAUUCCAGGUUUUACCCCUUCUAGCCAUGGAGUGAAGAAGUUUUCAAACUUACACUGAUUUUUUAAUCCUUUGAUAAUGAUGGCCAGGAUUUCACAGACUCAUUGCAGACAACCUAUAUUGCUGUUACAUUACUACCCCGAUUAGGCAAAGCAUAGGAACUCUUAGUUUGAGCAUGUGUUUAAAUCCAUUACUACUCAGCAAAGCACUUGAAUGCAUGACAGAUUCUUAGUGCUUUGCAGAAUUGGGCCUAGAGAGUGAGGCACUGGGAUGUGUGUGCAUGUGUUAGAGAGAAGAGGAGUUGGGAUAGGACCAAAGGGAGAUGAAUAAAUUAAAUAAUGGGAAUUGUCCUGCUGGUGUAGCAAUAGCUUAUGCCAUUACACACAGUAACCCAAAGCAAGAGAGGAGUCUGAAAAGAGAUCUAGUAAGCCUUUUAAGACGGGGAAACUAUGCAAGUCUUUGUAUUGCAUCUUCUCUACUAUACAAAGUCAGAGGUACAGGGAGGUAGUCUUCUGAAGGAACUUUUAAUUAUUCUCCCCAGUGUAAAGUUAGCAGCUGUCGAAGAAAAAACAAGGAAAGAAAAGAAAAAGAACAGCAUCCAAUAAGAAGCUGCAUGUGACAUCCAGUAGGACUUUCCACAGAUUCUGACCUAAUAUUAAAUACCCUAUUUAUAGUGUAAUAAAGGUGAAAAUUUAUUUAAUACAGACAAAAAUCCAGAAAGAUCUAUUUUUGAAAAACGAGUAAUGACUAUCUCGGUGGCAUUGUGAAUUACAUUGUAAAUUGAUUUUUAAAUACUGUAUUUGAUUUGUGUGACAACCUGCUAUUGUUCCAAAUAACCAAUACAUAAAUAAAGUGGGGAAAACAUGCACAUUUUCUCUGGUUAAAUAUUUUUACACCAGCACUAG